Molecule: messenger RNA, 1725 nt
Organism: Vidua chalybeata
Lineage: Eukaryota; Metazoa; Chordata; Aves; Passeriformes; Viduidae
Gene: DLL3
Product: delta like canonical Notch ligand 3
Exons: 8
Coding region: 1-1725 (574 amino acids)
Biological process (GO): establishment or maintenance of epithelial cell apical/basal polarity; heterophilic cell-cell adhesion
Cellular component (GO): protein-containing complex; plasma membrane
Molecular function (GO): calcium ion binding
Source: RefSeq, a predicted model, not a curated record
AUGGGCGGGGCCGCGCGCCCCGCGGGGGUCCUGGAGCUGCGGGUGCUGUCGGCGCGGGGGGGUCCCGGGGGUCCCUGCGGGGGCCCCCCCUCCUGCCGCCUCCUGUUCCGGCUGUGCCUGCGCCCCCCCGGCGGGGGCGGCUGCAGCCUGGGGGUCGCGCAGAGCCCCCCCGGGCCCCCCCCCGCGCCCGGAGCCCCCCGGCUGCUCCGCCUGCCCUUCGCCUUCCCCUGGCCGGGCAGCGUCUCGCUGGUGGUGGAGUCCUGGCGGCUGGAGGAGAGCGGAGCCCCCGGCCCCCCCUUGAGGCUCUUGGGGCGCGCGGUGUCGCGGCCGCGCCUGAGGCCGGGGGGGCCGUGGCGGGGGGGGGCCGGGGGGGGGCUGCGCUUCGGGACCCGCCUGCGCUGCCCCCCCCCCCCCCGCGCCCCCCGCUGCCCCCGCUGCCCCCCCUGCGCCCCCCGACGCUGCUGGAGCCGCUGCUGCGCCCCCCGGGGGUGUCGGGGUCCCUGUGCCCCCCCCAGCGCCUGCGGCGGUGGCGGCGCCUGCUCGGGCCACGGGAGCGGCUGCGACAGCCCGGCGGCACCGGCGGCACCGGCGGCGACCUUGGAAGCCCCGGCGGUGGCCGCGGCCGCGGCUCUGGUGGCCCCGGUGGCCCCGGAGGUGGCCCUAGACCCCCCGGUGGCCGCGGCGGCGGCUCUGGUGGCUCCGGGAGCGGCCCUGGACGCUCCGUCGGUGGCCCCGGUGGCCCCGGUAGAGACCCCCGGAGCCCCGUCCCCGUCCUCGCUGCCGCCGGGACGGCGCCUCCCGGUCCCGGAGCCGCCCCCGGGGGUCCCGGGGGUCCCGGAGCGGCUCCCGGCGGUCUCGGAGCAGCUUCUGGGGGUUCCGGAGGUCCCCGAUGCCUUCCCGAGGGUCCCGCACCCGGUCCCGGUGGCCGCGGAGGUCCCGGAUCCCCUCCCGGGGGUGUCGGAUCAUCCUUCGGGAGUCCCGGAGCCGCUCCCGGGGCUCCCGGAGCCGCUCCCGGGGGUCUCAGAGCAUCUCCCGGUGGUCGCGGAGGUCUCGGAUCCCCACCCGCCGGUGGUCCCGUACCCCCUCCCGGAGGUGCCCCCCUCCCCCUGCGCCCUCGGGCCCUGCUUCAACGGCGGCGCCUGCGCCCCGGACCCCAGGCCCGGGACCCCCGGCAGCCCCCCCGGGAGCCCCGGUUACAGCUGCCGCUGCCCCCCCGGCUUCCGCGGCUCCAACUGCGAGCGCCGGGCGGACCGGUGCGACCCCCAGUACUGCCUGAACGGCGGGCACUGCCGGGACUCGCAGGGGCUGGCCCCGCUCUGCCGCUGCCCCCCGGGAUUUUCGGGGCGCCGCUGCCAGCACAACGCGGACGACUGCAGCCCGAACCCGUGCGCGCACGGGGGCACCUGCCAGGACGGCCCCAACUCCUUCACCUGCUCCUGCACGCUGGGCUUCGGGGGGCCCCGCUGCCGCCGCCGCGCCGGGGCCUGCGCCCCGAACCCGUGCGCGCACGGCGGGACGUGCUUCACGCACUUCUCGGGGCCCGUCUGUGCCUGCGCCCCCGGAUUUAUGGGGGUGCGCUGCGAGGAGGAGGUGGGGGGGCCCCCCCCGGCCCCGCGGCCCCGCCGGGGCGCGGCCCCGCUGGCGCUGUGCGCGCUCCCGCUGCUGCUGCUGGGGCCGGGCGUGGGGCUGGCCGUGGCCAGGAGGCGGCGGGGGGGCGGCAGGUGA